This is a messenger RNA of Cetraspora pellucida, 231 nucleotides long. The record is from the annotation of a GenBank genome assembly. NCBI's taxonomy places the organism in Eukaryota, Fungi, Glomeromycota, Glomeromycetes, Diversisporales, Gigasporaceae.
CUUUUUGUCAUAAAUGCCAAUUGUGGCAGAUAUGAUAUGCCUUUAGCAUACUUGUAUCUUUUAAUAUUAGAUGGUAUUGAACUAAUGCUUAAUGAUUCUAAAAAUAAAAUAAACAUCAAAGUACAAGUGUUAUAUGAGUUCUUUAGUAAUCUUAGAAAAAUUGGACUACUUUCUGUAUUUGCAUUUAUAGAUAAGGAUGCUGAUAAAAUAUUGGCUAUAAGUGAAGCAUAG